AGUGUCAAAUCCAAAAGUUUGCCGCCAAAAACUUCGCCGGAAAGUAGUGUUUUUAUUUUUUAUGUGAAAUUGUUAUUUAUCCCUGAUAAUAAUAUUGUAUUUAGGUGCAUUUAAUAAUUUAACAAUUAAAUUUGCGAACAUAUGAAAACAUUAAGACGUUAACAUGCAACAAAAUGGCACUGAAAACCCAAUCGCAAUGCACGAGGAGUAUCACUAUUUAAACCUCGUAAAGACAAUUAUUGAGACUGGAGACAAAAGAAUUGACAGGACUGGCGUUGGUACCUUAUCAAUCCUUGGAGCAAUGCAAAGAUACUCUCUGCGUAAUAAUAUUCUGCCACUCUUGACGACUAAACGCGUUUUCGUUAGAGGAGUAAUUGAGGAACUACUGUGGAUGAUAUCUGGGUCUACAGAUAGCAAAGUUUUAGCCAGCAAGGGAGUACAUAUUUGGGAUGCUAAUGGUUCCAGAGCUUUUCUAGAUAAUCUUGGAUUUACUGAGCGUGAAGAAGGUGAUCUUGGACCAGUGUAUGGGUUCCAGUGGAGACACAGCGGAGCUAAGUAUAUUGAUGCCAAAACAGACUACACAGGACAAGGCAUUGACCAGCUACAAAAUGUUAUUAACACUAUCAAAACCAAUCCUAGCGACCGAAGAAUGUUGAUGUGUGCUUGGAACCCAUCAGACCUAGGCAAGAUGGCCCUUCCUCCCUGUCACUGCCUGGCGCAGUUCCACGUAGCUGGCGGCAGACUCUCCUGCUUGCUAUACCAACGGAGUGCUGAUAUGGGCUUAGGAGUCCCAUUCAACAUUGCCAGUUAUGCUCUGUUGACACAUAUGAUUGCACAUAUCACUGGAUUAGAGGCUGGUGAGUUUGUUCACACCACCGGAGACACUCAUGUAUACCUAAACCACAUUGAACCACUGAAAAAACAAUUGGAGAGGGAGCCAAGGCCCUUCCCAACUUUGGAGUUUGCUCGAAAAAUUGAGUGCAUUGAUGACUUCAAGUAUGAAGAUUUUAUUAUUAAAAACUAUAACCCUUACCCAAAGAUUGAUAUGGAAAUGGCUGUGUAACUUAAAUUAUUGUUUUAUCCACAAGUAUAAUUAGAACUACCAGUAGGUAGGUUUAGGCAUAGGAUAGUUAUUAUUGUUAGAAAAAGUAUUAAACAUAGUUUUGUAUAAAA
Molecule: messenger RNA, 1173 nt
Organism: Maniola jurtina (meadow brown)
Lineage: Eukaryota; Metazoa; Arthropoda; Insecta; Lepidoptera; Nymphalidae
Gene: Tyms
Product: thymidylate synthase
Exons: 5
Coding region: 164-1063 (299 amino acids)
Biological process (GO): dTMP biosynthetic process
Cellular component (GO): cytosol; mitochondrion
Molecular function (GO): thymidylate synthase activity
Source: RefSeq, a predicted model, not a curated record